GUUGGUAGCCUCUUUCACCUUGUACUGAACACACAGAGAAAAGUGUCUGAUGAACUGUUAUCAGCCUUCUCUUGAGACUCACUUGGAAAUCCAAGACCCUCAAAAUGUCAGAAGGGGACAGUGCUGGUGAAUCGAUCCAUGGGAAACCAUCUGUAAUUGGUAGCUUUUUCACGCGGCUUGGACAGAUCUAUCAGUCAUGGCUCGACAAGUCAACACCGUUCUCAAUUGUACGAUGGGCAGUAACUCUUCUGCUAACGGCCAUUUACAUGAUCAGAGUGUACAUUUUACAGGGUUGGUAUAUAGUCACAUAUGCUCUGGGAAUCUACCAUCUCAACCUGUUCAUCGCUUUUCUAUCACCAAAAGUGGAUCCAUCGAUGCUUGAUGAUGCAGAUGAAGGUCCAGCUCUUCCCACCAAGCAGAAUGAGGAGUUCCGCCCUUUCAUCAGAAGGUUGCCUGAAUUCAAAUUCUGGCAUUCGGCAACAAAAGGAAUUGUCAUCGCUAUGAUUUGCACAUUCUUUGAAGCCUUCAAUGUGCCAGUGUUUUGGCCAAUACUUGUAAUGUACUUCAUCAUGCUCUUCUGCAUUACCAUGAAGAGGCAGAUCAAGCACAUGGUCAAGUACAGAUAUCUACCAUUCACACACGGGAAGAGGACUUACAGAGGCAAGGAAGACACAGGGAAACCUUUUGCUAGUUAAAAAACAAAACAAAAAACACACCCUCCCCUAAUAUUUUUGAAAUUAAAAUAAUCCAAAAAAUAAUAAUUUUAAAGCUUGGUCAGAUGGAUGACGUGGGUCAGUGCUUCAAUGGAAAGGAGAACAAAGAGAGAAUGGAAACGAGUUUUGAUCCAUUGUUGACAGUGUUGGAUGAGGGGGGGGGUGUAGUGUCCAGGAUUGGUUUAGUCAAGAAACGCUGCCUUUUUUGUAGGAAAUGGGGGUUUGAGUGAGUCAUCUUCCAUUGGGAUCAGUUGUGUUUGUUUAGUUGGCUGACAUGCAGUGCCACCUUUUGCCUUGUAACCCUAUAGGGUAAGUAUAAAGUCACCUAGAAGAUUUGGCACUGAAUGGGAUUGCAGUAAAACAAAGUUGUGGAUUAUUGUGGACAAUUCCCUUCAACUACUAAGCUCUGUCUCCAAGUGAAAUAAAUCUGCCAACUUUUGACAUUGUACCUACUUGUUUGUAACACAUUUAUUGGAAAUUACCUAGAUUUAGAGUGAAAUAACCAAAUUAGAUGUAAAUUAAAAUUUAAGUAAAAACUGUAAGUUUAUGAAUGAUUUCUGUUGGGAUCAAGUGUACUGUUGCACUGGCUUCAGAGGCUCCCACCAAAAUGUCCUUUGUACUUCAUCCUGUCAAUUUUAGUCAACAUGCAUACACUAUGAAGGCUGCCCAUCAUAACCAUUCAUUUAUGAUUUCAACAAUUAUUAAAACACAUUCACAGUUAUUUGCUGUUUUGGAUAGAAGACAACUUCUUUCCUGCAUAGUUUUCCUGAAAUUGUUAAGAUGAAGAGUGAUUAUGAUGGGCUUCAGGUCAUAUUUUAUCACAUGGUGCAUAGUUCAAGGUUGGUGGCAUCAGUAGUUGCGUUACUGCUUCCAGUAGCUUAGUGUAUGAUUGUGUUAGUUCCUCUGCUUUUGUGUUUUGUAUUGUUCAUCCAAAAGAGAACUGUCUGUCAGAACUCCUGGAAACUAACCUAGGAUUUUGCAUCAUGGUCCCUGUUAAAUUUAUAAUUACAUUUCUUUCAAAUGUAAAUGUUACCAAUCCAAGAUUCCAAUAUUCUCUUUUUAGUAUAAAUAAUAGAUGAUCACAUUAAGACCACAGGCUUUGACACUGCAAUGAAACCAUGUGUGUGUUCAAGCUAGGGGUACUUUCCAUGGAUAUCUAGUAGCAUGUACAUUCUUACAUUCUGUGUAUAUUAAGAAGCUGAUGGCAAAAAUCAAAUCAUUCCAAACAAACAUAUUCUCUCUUUCUCUUCUUUUGCAGAGGACACAUAAGAAAAUUGAGAUUGAGAGAUUUUAAUGUAACAAAUGGAUGAAGGGGGUUGUGAACACGUUUUUCUUUUUUUUCUCUCUCUCCACCCCAAACUUUUUUGGCAUUUUUAUCAGUAUGCUGGGGAUCUUAUAAGUGUGUGCAGUAGUAUUUUUGGUAACCAGAGACAUUUUGGAAUACCUUGAUCAGCACUGUAAUAAAGGAUCAAAACAUUUUUUCCUGUAAAAAAGAAAUUGAAUUGUGUUUAAAAUGGUUGUCUUGAGGAUUUAUAUAUUUUAAAAGAUCAAACUGUUUGAUUAUUUUUACUUGUUUAUUUUCAAAUCACAAGACUAUUUUCAGUUGUUGAACCCAUCAUGUUUGAAACAAAUUAAACAAAACCGGUAAUUAGACUCUAGAUUUGUUUUUCCCAUGGACUACAUUGCAUGUUCUUGGUUUCUCUUGUGCUGAAGUUAAAACAUGAUUUUAAUAACUAAGUGUAAUUUUUUCACUCCAAAUGCUAUUAAAGAGACUGUGUCCCUUCCA
Molecule: messenger RNA, 2499 nt
Organism: Hypomesus transpacificus
Lineage: Eukaryota; Metazoa; Chordata; Actinopteri; Osmeriformes; Osmeridae
Gene: rer1
Product: retention in endoplasmic reticulum sorting receptor 1
Exons: 7
Coding region: 105-695 (196 amino acids)
Biological process (GO): retrograde vesicle-mediated transport, Golgi to endoplasmic reticulum; protein retention in ER lumen
Cellular component (GO): Golgi membrane
Source: RefSeq, a predicted model, not a curated record